AUGAUUCAACAUCCUGGAAUCAAGAAUGAAACAGCAAUUAUUUUGAAAGGACUUCAGGGAACAGGUAAAAACAGAUUUACAGACAUUAUUUCUGAACUUCUCGCUGGUUAUUCAUGUAAAAACAUUACCGAAAUAGGUGAGUUAACGGGUAAUUUCAAUUCAGUAGUUGAGAAUAAAAUGUUUCUUGUACUUAAUGAACUCAAGAAUGUAGGUGAAGACAGACUCGCAAACUUCAACGCUUUGAAAUCAAUUAUAACGGAUAAUGAGAUUAGAAUUAAUGAAAAGAAUCAACCCAGAAGAACUGCUCAGAACGUUGCAAACUUCAUUUUCGUAACUAACAACGUCUACCCUGUCAAAAUUGAAGUUGGAGACAGAAGAUACGUAGUUUUAAGAGUUAAUGGUAAAUUUAAGGGUCAAUUUGAUUAUUUCAAGAAUUUAAUGGAUUCAUGCACAAAGGAAUUUUAUGAUAACCUUUUAACAUAUUUUAUCAAUUACGACCUUUCAUCAUUUAAUGUACGAAUCAUUCCGAUGACUGAAGCCAAACAAGAUUUAAUUGAAUUAUCAACAAAUCCUUUAGAUGUAUGGAUAAAUACACAUUAUGAUGAAUUGUGUGCAGGUAUGACGUGUGAAAAUGCUCUAUUCUGCAAACCAUCAGACAUGAAAGACAAGAAUUUCCAAAUGAGUAUUAAGGAUAAAUGUGAUAGGAAACAUAGAAGAAUAGACGGUAAACAAACAUGGUGUUAUGUUUUGAAAGAAGAAAUGAAAGGAUUAUAUAAACAGGUUGAACCAAACGAUAAUGAGGAUUCAUUUACUGAUGAUGAAAUACCUGUAAAUGAAGCUUUAUUAAGUAUGAUUUGA
This is a messenger RNA of Trichomonas vaginalis G3, 858 nucleotides long. RefSeq lists its product as uncharacterized. The transcript has a single exon. The record is from RefSeq and is a predicted model, not a curated record. NCBI's taxonomy places the organism in Eukaryota, Parabasalia, Trichomonadida, Trichomonadidae. Bases 1 to 858 code for a protein of 285 amino acids.